GCGUAGUAGAAGCAUCUUGUCCACACCGUUGCGGGCCAAGAUCCACCACGAUGGAUGCCAUGACGUUUACGGAUCGGUUCCUCGUCGCGAAGGUCAAAUGGAGCGGCAAAACUGAACGCAUCCUCGGAUUUCGCCCGUACACGUUUGCCACAAUGCACCCUAAGUCGGGUGAGAUCACCAACGAGUGGUCGUACGAAGCGAUCACCUCUCUCGACAUUUCGCUCGAGGACAAUUCGGAAUUCACGAUCAACAUGUUUGGCUUGAAAAAAAAAGUGAGUUUGAAGUUGCGUCAUCGUUAUCGUGCCGAGGUAUUGCAAGCUCUGUCGCGUGUGCGAGCGGCAUUUGCCAUCGAGCGCCGCAUGAAGAACGCCAGCAUCCUCGCAAAGCUCACGUCGUUCGAUGCACACGUUGAAACGUUCACUCUGCACCAAGAGAAUGACCACCAGGUCGAGACGGAAGCCGCAGCGACAGUGCAAUGCACACUCGUUGACUGCGUCCUCCAAGUCGGCGUCGACGCUGUGUACCAGCUCGGAGGCACGAGCGGUCGAUUCCCAUACUUUGAGCUGACGAAGCUCCAGGCCGUGGAGCUUGCCAACGACGACCCGACUCUCCUCGUCUUGCGCAUGGCGGACCUGUCGCAUCUAUUCCACGUGCCGAGUCCCAACGACGUCGUCCGGGCAAUCUCUGAAGCAGCCUUGGCCCACGAUAUCGUCGUGUCUACUUCGCGAGACAAGCCGGCGGUCGAGCUACAAGCGCAGCACGUCCACUUCACACCGUUCGACUUGGACACCGUCUUGGUCUCAUAUGAUGCCCAAUUUCCCGACCUCUCCCAGGAAAACGUUGUCGACAACGGGUCGUUGGUGCUCACAGACUCGUGGCUCCUGGAGCGCGACCAUUCCCGCCUCAUCACGUUUGCACAACCAUUGACGAGCCUCUACGAGAUUGUCCGAAACGAAGGCGCGAGCGACGAAUUCGACGUCGAGUUCGGUAGCGGCUUGCGACGUACGUACUACUCGGUGCACCGGGACGCGAUCAUCGCCCACCUAUUGGACGCGUGCAAGUCGCGUGGCACGCUUGUCCGAUUAAACAAAACCCGCACGGCGAGCGGCAGUCGACUCUUUCUACGGCGCAUGCUUAUGAAGACGUCGAUUCCGGCCGAAGUGUUGUGGUAUCAAGUCAAUUGGCUCCAUCGGCUUGUCGGGGGCGACAAGCCUGAUACGGACAGCGCCGUGGCCCUGAAAACGCCGUCGCUGUUGCAACACCUGCGGGUCAAAAAGAAACCAACCGAGUCCAAGGCCAUCACGACGUCGCACCUCGACAUGGUGCUAGACUUCAACUCGAACGUCCCGCUCUGUGGCCUCUCGUCCAAGAUCAAGGACAACGUCGCCCAAGCCACGAGUUUGCUCAUCACCGACGUACCAAACAUGGUGUUGCUACGCCAGCCCGACAGCCCCAUGGACGCCGUCGCGGCGUAUUUCCAGUGCCUGUAUCGUCUUGUAGCGAGUCCUGUCAGCGCCAAACAAGCGCUCGAGCACUUUGCCCGUUCCGAAUACAUGGACGCCAUGGCCGACAUCCUGAAACGCAACGAGUUCCAAUCAAUUUACGCGGUGUUGCAGCUCUUGACGAGGUUGUUGCACGGCCCCGACCGGCUUCAAAGCCGCAAAGUCUUUUUGUCGCACAACGGCUUCUUCACAGCGCUCCUGGCUCUGUUUCAAAUCCACCACAACAACCCAAUUGUGCUGGGACAGGUCUGUCAUGUCCUGGAAGCGCUGCUGUCCUUGAACGUCAAAUCUGGGGUCGACCCACUCUUCAACAUUUUGCUCAACCACCUCUCGAUGCAUUACUCGAUGCUCGUGCGCACACUGUGCCACUUUGCACCGACUGCAACAGUCGAAGCGUGUGUUUGUAUCAUGCACCACAUGAUCCACACGACCGUGUUGAGCUUUUCCAAGACACAUGACGCCACGUGCCAUCAGUGGAAUACAUCUCACGCGGCGGUUGGCCACUCGACUGCGCGGACGUUCUGGAUGGAAAGCCCCGAACGUAUGAUCAAGCAGUACCAUAGCUUUCUCAUGGCGCACAACCCGGCCGACGAUUUGCGCCACCAAACCAAUGCGGUCGCAUUGCGCCUGCGGUACCGUUACCGUGCGCAUUUUUUGCAGCACUGGAUGCACCUCGUUCAAGGGAACUUUGACGUGGCCAUUGAGUGCCUUGGCUUGGAUGCGGUCAAGCACGAAGGAUCCAAGAUGACCCAGCAGCACGGCCAGAUCAAGAGCGCGAUUUAUGUCGUUCCCAGUGGGCUCGUUGUGACGACGCCGUCCGGAAGCAAGUCGACAUACGAUUUUUCCCAUUUCGACGACGCGCUGGUUGGUUUUAUGGCCGAAGAUCCAUGCGGACUCGUCGUCUCCAUCAACGACCGCCACCGCGUUGUCUACUCCUACGAACGCGGCGAAAUCUUCGAUCGCAUGCAAUCGUUGGCUGGCCAGUUGGGCAUUCAGCUGGACAUGGCGGGUCUGUAUCAAAACAACGAAAUCCACACGACCAAGCCGACCGUGAAAGAGUUGGGCUUGGUCUUGCACGCCACGUUCGCAUUAAAACGCGUGGACCCCCGUGAUAGCAACGUUCAGAAACCCAAACUCCUUGCGUUGACGUCGUCGUAUGUCGUGGAAUGCGACGAAAACCGCACAAACGUGCGGCUGUGGUCGUUCGAUCAAGUGCAUCAGAUCACGCGCCUGCAACAUCACGACGAACGAUUUGAACUCGUGCUUGCGAAUGGCAAGUCGCUCUGGUACGACUCGGUCGAGCGCGACGUCAUGUUGGCGACGCUCUUGGACGCAUGUAUGCAUGUCAAGACCGACGCCACAAUCGCGAACGGAGCCAUGUGCAUUGGCAUGCACAUUGCGCCAACCGCGCUCAUCAUGCCGCUGUUGCCUCGAUGCAUCCUGCGCACGCUGGACGAGCGCGAGUUUUACUUUGGCCAGGGCGGGAUGGGCAUGUACUACUUGAGCAAGAUUUCGCAUUCCCGCGACACGUUUGUCGACGCGAUUGAAGAGUUCAAUUCGAAUUGCAACGUAAGCCGAGACACCCCACUGCAUUUCACGAGCGACCCGGCGUGGAUGCCCCAGUUGUGCAAAGAAAUGUCGGACACACUCAUGAUGGCGUGCAAAACCCGCGACAUGCGAUCGAUAGUUGCAAUCUUGCAAGCGUUUUGCUGGCUGCAACACGCCCACUUGAAUUUGCUCGACAUGCCUGGCUGUGGCCUCCUCGAAAUUCUCUUGGCUGUGCACACGACCGACAACGAAGCUGCAAUUUUCUGGGCCAUCACGCUGUUGCACGCCUUGUCCGAGGACGCGACGGGGUCUCCUGCUGGCAAGGCCCAGGAAGUCGCGAACAAGCAACGUAUUUUCAUGAACUCGCGGCUGGUUCAACAUCUUCUAGCUGCAUUCGACGACUCGAUGCAGCGCCCGUUGACCCUUCUUGCUGUUGCCGCGCUUUUCGAUUCCAUCUUUUGCACGUCACGCCACUCAACCAACAACGUCCACUUCGCCGAUCUUGUCGUCGCGUUCGGCAAGAUCUAUCCGCGCGUGCUUAGUAUUUUGUACCACCGCCGUCCCGUCCCUGGCACGUUCGAGUCAUGCGUGAUGAUCAUGAAAACGGUCGUUGAGAACAGUGACGUUCCUGUUCGGAUGGCAAUUUGCAACAUGGCGCUCGACGGCGGCCUCACGCUGCGCCAUUUUUACAAAGCCAUCUUUGCGACUACGCCAGAUCAACGGUUUGUGCAUCAGUUCAUUGCAUCUAUCUGGAUGACAGGCCACGCGCCGUCGUUUGCGUUGCUCCAGCGCAUCUUACCGAGUGGGUUCUUGCGCAUCCUGUCCCAUCCGUCGACGAAAAAGAUGAUGAUGGACAUGUACGGCGAUGGAUUCCGUAUGCUCGGCAUCGAGUCUGUCCGCGAGAGAUCUUCCAUAUACUCGCGGUCGUCGAUUCAAUUCGACGACGAAAUCGAGCCCGAAGAUAGGCCGUGUGAAGCAGACGACAUGGCUGCCACCGACGAUCUGUUGAGCGAGCGGUUGUACUACCGGUUUGAACGAUACCCCACGGCGACAGAGCUCGACAUCCACGCGCGCAACCGCAAGACCGGCAACUACACAUCCGAGACGUGUCGGGAUAUUCAUUUGUUGGCCCAUUUACUCCUGCAUUCGUUUGCGCUACCUGACUUGAUUUGGAACCCAACCACGUCCAAGGAACUCAAGUAUGCGCUGGAAGAAGCACUGGUCGACCACGAAGAUAUGGUCCCGCCGAAACAGUACUUCACUUCGAUGGCGUUUGCGUGGAAUCAUUGCUCGUUCCGUGUGCAAUAUGCGAGUCUGAACAAGGAAAUCCGAGUCGGCCCGUUCUACUUGCGUAUUCUUAUGGACAACGUACACGACGGGUUGGUGCUCGUGGAGCCCCAAGGUGGUGGCCUCGGACGCAAGCAAGACUUUGUCGACUUGAACUUGGAUUCUCGCAAGAGCAUGACGUUGCGCGUGAACCACUCGAUCGUGGAAAUCGCCACCCAUCCCCAGCGCUUCUUUGACCAGUGCUUUCAACGGUGGCUGCAGGAGCUCCCGUUUUCCAGCAACCCAGCGCCGAAUCCAGCGUUUCCCCGAGGACAGGAUUCAGGCUCUGUCGUUCCGCAGCACGACAACGCUGAAAUCUGGUGUCUGCAAUUAAUGGUCGCCACGUACAAGGCGUACUCGAUUGGGAGCGUCGAGUUGGAGAAGGUGGCGUACGUGGUCCGCAUGCUACGAGGCGAGACGCGUGCUCCCAUCAUCGAGGAGCUCUUGUCGUGGCUGAGCACGGUCGCGUCGGACAAAACGACGUCUUUGGCGCUGCUAACCAAGCACAACAUGGAGUUGUUCCUCGACAUGUCGACGUUGGUCCAUGAGCACACGCCGUUGCAGUCGACGAUGAGCAACGUCAUGUCGAAGAAGCUGCGAUCGAUGAAGAGCCUCAAGCAACUCCAGCUCGUCGAACAGGCUGCGACCGCCCACAAUCGGUCGCCCAAGCCAUUUUCGUACUUUAACUUUUUCAAACGCGACGCAGGGGACGAUCUCGACGUGGGAGAGACUAACAUUGACACGAUCGACGACAACUUUCAAGGCGAAGUGUACUGGUACAUCAUGACCGACAACGACCUGAACAGCGUGUCGGGGCCGCAUCCUGAAAGCAUUCUUCUCGCGAUUUGCACGUCCAAAGGCACAGACUGGUCCCACAUGCUCCUGUCCAUGUACAACGAUCGCAUGCCGGACGAGCGAGAGUGGCGGCCCCUCCUUCGCGUGCCUCGCGUACGAUGGCGUCUGUUUGUUCAGUCUCCGCUCCACGUCAACGUGUGCAUUUACACAACGUCCUUGGUUCGAUCGCUCGUCGAAGCUGAAAUGGAUCGAACCCCGACGGGCCUUCAGUUGAUGCCGGUGCCAGCGGGGAAACGAUACCUGAGCGAUCCAUUUUCGUUGGCGUGCGUCGUCCAGCUGCUGUUGUGCCAAGAGCCUGCCAUCGUUGAAAACGCCAUUUCCAUCUUGCAUCGACUCGUCGUUCACAACGAAGCUACGGCGACCAACUUGUAUCGGUGCGGCGCGAUCUGGUUCAUGUUUGCGAGCGCCAGCCGUGUGUCGUUUUACGAGCAUGCUGUGGUGCUCGAGCUGACGCAUCGUCGCCAGGCAGGACACCACUCGAAAAGUGUCUUGGACGGGUUGUUGCCCCAAGCGCUCGUUCGAAUCUUGGAUUUGGAUGGACCGACGAGCUUUGCGGACGUGUUUGCGUUCCAAGCAGACGACCAUCGAGUGCUAUGGACGGAAUCGAUGCGCGACCAUCUCCAAGACAUGUUGCACGAGCAUUUGGCCCCGUUUGUGUGUCGGUUGCAUCAAGACAGCACAGCCACGUUUGAGUACUCGCCGAUGCCGCCAGUCAUCUACAUGCAACUCCAAGACGACAUUUACGUGUACAACAUGCACUUGUCUCGGCUGUUUGCCGACGAUAAAGAUGACGAAGGCCAUGUGCCAACCAACCCGUCGUCGCGAGCGUCGACGCAUCCCGUCGACAACUUCGAUGAAGACGACGAUGGCGCCAUGUCCGACUAUGACGACGACAGUCCAGCAUCGGACACGUGCCAUCGCGGCGCGGCAUCGGGGCGCGUCAUCGACACGAUUGACGAUCCGCUCGCGUUCAUGCGUGCUGUUCACAGCACGUGGCGCCAGGAAAUCGCCACAGCCGAAGGCCGAAUGUCCAAGGCGAAAGCGCGCCAGAUCUUGCAAUUGGAUGCGUCCGAGCUCGACUUUGAAAUAGACGGGGCGUUCCUUCGGUCUCGUUUCCGCGCCGUCUGUCUUAGUGACGGGAUCGACAUUGCCGAGCUCAACGAAGCGUUUGUCGUGCUCAGUUGCGUUUCGGACAGCACAUGCGAGCUGGACAAACUGCCGCACAAAACGUUGUCGCUGCUGCUGCGGACGCAAUUGCUGUUUUACGACACAUUUCCAUCGUCGUUUCAAUCGAUUCCGUACGACGCGUAUGAUUUGCUGCUCAAACUGUUGGCGCAGUUUGACUUUCGUCUCGACAUGGAAAAUCCCGAAUACUCGCUCGAGCAUGACACGCACGCGAUGGAGCUUCUGUCGCUCUCGAUGGAGCUGCUCUUGGCGACCAUGAUUUCGUCCCCAUGGAACGUCGAGCAGAUGCUUCGCGCGCAAGGGCUGAGCACGAUCAUCAAGAUUACGGAUUUAUGUCGUCGAUCCCAGACCGGGUGGGUAUCCGAGUCGGACUCGACAUUCGACUACAUUGGCGGAUUGAGUGUCCGUGUGCUCCUGGCAGUGGCCAACACGGACGUCGGUCGAGACGAAUUGGCCUUUGAACAUGAAAACCCUGCCAAGAAGGACUCGAUUCGACCUGUCAUCACGAUCGUGAGCGAAUUAAUCCACCAAGACGUGAGCGACGUCAACAUCAACAUGAUCAUCUUGGCGUUGGACAUACUCAGCCUCAUGGGGCGCCAAGAAGCCGCGCAAACGACCAUUCUGGACUCGACGAUGGUGUUUUGGCACGCCCUGCAGCUCAUCGUGGUUCACGGCGCCCAGAUGUCCAAGCAGCAGCUCGUCUGUGCGGCACUGCGUUGCGUGCGCGUGUUGGCAGGCUACGACGACGACACCAAGCCACGUGUGGUUGUGCAAACUGCGCUCACCAAACUCAUUCCCAUGUGGACGCCGACCAUGAUGCAGUCGGAACCGAUGGACGUUCUCAUUUCAAGUGUCUUCCAGGACUUGUACGUGCCGCAAUUCAUCUGGUUCGACGACAUGCGCCGCGAAGUCCAAGCGUACUUGGACACGCUGCUCGAGUUUCAAGUUCCGACGGUAUCGUUCGACGCCGUGGCGAGUCAGUUCUCGUUCGACGCGCUGGAGGGCGAGCCUGUCGUCGGCGGUAUUUUCCUGCGUGUGUACAAACAAGGACCGGUGCGCACGCUGCCGCCUGCAGUUGCCGUCGAAUUCUGCGAGUUGCUGCUUGUGUUUUUGUACGAACACGCCUUGCCCGACCGCCCCCGCUAUGACGAGACGCUGCUUGCGUUGGAAUGCUUUGCCUUGCUGACGGAGACGAGCGCGGCCGAUGUCCAGCGCAGUUGCUUGUCCUCGUUCUCUGAGCCGCCCCUCCUCCAUGCGUUGGGGAUGUACAUGACAAUGGGCAUACCCAAGUCGAAUGGCGGAUUCGACGUCGACGCCGUCCAACGCCGAGAUGUGGCCACGACGUGCAUGCAAGCGCUCGCACGGCACUGCGACGCUCCGGUGCUCGCUCCCUUGAGCCCAUUUUGCAAGGACAUGCUUGCGAUGGCGGAACUGCAGGCCGGCGACAACGAAGCCCCCUUGACGUGCCUCGAGGAACUGUGCGCAGCGAGCCCAGACGUUUCAAUGCACAUUUUAACGACGUCGGCGUGGAUCGAAUUGUUUUCGAUGACCAUCCAAGCCAAGCACUACGUAACGGAAGAUCAGCACGUGGCCGCCGAAACCUUGCGAGGACCAGCGGCCGAGGUGUGGUACGAAUUGCUCCAUGGCGCCCCGGAAGUGCAGCAACUUGCUCUCGAACGACUCAAGAUGUUCCUGCCGUAUUCGUUGGUUCACACGCUGAAGGACGACCCGGAAGUGUUUGAAGAAGUGUUUGAGGAAUCGGCGUACGAUGCCGAGCUCAUUUGGAACGACCAGACUCGUGGCGACCUCCGCAUGCAUGUCGACGCCGUCCUGUCCAAGCCAAACCCGACGUUUCCCGACGAUCGGAUGGACUACAGCCAUCUCGACAACGGGCUCGUCGUCGGCGACUUUUACUUGGAUCUGUUUUUGCAAAACCCCGAAGCGACUUCUCUCCGUCAUCCGUGCCACAUUGCGUCACAGCUGGUGGCCGUGUGGCAGCACGAACUGGCCCAACUCAUGCCGCUGGCGUCGCAGUCCAUGAUGAGCGUACCGCUCACGUUGCCCGACCUGGUCGACCGCCACGUUGAAAACGCUGGCCUGGUCAACAAACUCACCAACGCGCUUGUGUUCAUCUAUCGGGAGUACGUGGACGUAAAGGCGACGACAGAGGACACCACAACGCUGUGCAAAGACCUCGUGGGCCUCCUAGCGCAGUGCCAGUCCGAACGUGCGAUCGGGUUUCCCCAAACGUGUGUCCUGCGCCUCAUCCAAGUGUUUGCGACCAACGGCGCGUUCAACCACCCCGACUGCAUUCAGUCGUUGUUUGCCCCGCUGGCGCGAAAGCACCAGGACCCAGCCCUUGUCUUGGACAUCCUGCGCACGAUUUUUGAGGUACGGUCGCCGUCGUCGAGCACGGGAGGUCAUCACUGUGGGGAUGCAUGUCAGAAUCACCUGGCCCAGCCCAAGCGACUGCAGUUGUUCAAUGCGCUGCAGCUUGUACGCGACCUCGACAUGAUGCACGUCUUGAUGAGUUUUGUCGACGGGUCGGCGGACCUGGCCACCCUUCGACGACCUGUCGAAUGCCAGGCCCUCGCUAACGCGAUCCUUCGCAUGCUGCAGCCACUGGAACAAGCAGCAGACCAUGGGGCAGCUCCCCGGGCGACUCCGGCCGCGGCUCCCGUUGGGAUCACGUCACGAAUGAGUCUUCCCAAUCUGCCGACCGCGCCCCACCACCCCAUGGGUCGCUCGUCCUUGGUCGAGUUUUCCAGACCCGGUCGUGCUGCCAUUCCUGUUGUCGUUCCGCCGCAACCAGUGCCCACGUUGCGAUCACGGGGGCGACAAAGCAUGCCAACCAACCAUCCAUACGGCCGCCAACCGUUUGCCCCGCGGUCGCGAAAAACAAUGUCCGAUGUGAGCAUCGACACCCACUCGGUGGAUUCUGUCUUGGCGCCGUUGCCGCCGUCAAAGGUGCAGCCACCUCUGCCUUGGACGGUCGACCCGACGGCGGAGUCGUCGGACAUUUACGGCAGCGAGCCGUUGUCGACCACAACGUCGACAUUCCACCGACGCCAUGGCGGCGAUUCGGAAGACAUCGGGUCCGAGUACGAAGUGGACGACCCGUCCGAAGUCGACUUCGACCUGCACAGCACGUCGGGACGGCAACCAGAGUACGACAUGUAAACGAAAUGCAUCAUCGUUGGUCAAGUGGUCACGUGUUUAAGAAAGCAAUGGCAGCUCCGAUGCGCAACGACCAUCGAUUGCAGCGCGCGCCGUGGUCGCCACUAGUUUUUCCCACGGGCGUCGUGCACCUGUUGAAUCCACUUGCGGAUAUGGGCCUUUUCAACUUCACGCGCUGCCUUGACCCCCGGCGAGUCGAGCGGAUGGGAAAACAUCAAGUCCAAAUGAUGCGCGCCGCCGUCAACCUUGACAGCGACAACCGACUCGGACAUAUCCUCGAGGACGCCCAUGCCGGACCACGGGUCGUAAUUGCCGUUGGAAAACACAAUGUUCGACGUGUCUUUGAGCGCCUUGUGGCCGCCGUACACGGUCGUCGCCCACAGCGGACGCAGCGUCACAUUCCACUGGGCGAGGCACUCCUCCGCCAUCGCCGUGUCGUUGUGCAGGUCGAGCCAAAACAUGUCGUUCACCCCUUGGUCUUGGGGCUGGUACAGCUCGGAGCAAAACAAGUAGUCCCAAUAGUUGGCGUCCACUUGGCUCUCGGCCGACGGCGACGACGUGCUGUAGCACGGCGUGUCGAACGUGCUGUUGUAGUACACGCCGAUACUGGCGCGCAUGGCGUGCAGGAGCGACCGAUUGCCUUCUUUCGUGGCGGGGAAGAGCGGCUCGAGCGGCAAACACGCGGCUCGCACCGGGUACGCUGGCAGUUCACUCACGCCGUUCAUGAUGUACGACGAAGGGUACGGGUAGUUGCCCAUCGCCAAGUACUCGUACGCGCUCUUCAUCCAUCCAGGAAUCGACAGCGCGUCUUCUUCCGUGGCUAGCGGCUCGCACAGCCCGAGAGCAUCGCCCAUAAACUUGCGGCCUUCGGCUGUCUUGGCCGAUUCGAACAGCACAUCCCACGACCGCCGCACGUUGGCGACGCAAUUCGGCACCGAGCCACCGGCAGCCGACGCAUCAAACGUGACGAUUUGGCUGUACGCUGUCAGGUUGGCGGGGGGGGUGUCCCCGAGGAAGGACAGCACAGGGGCCGAUCCGGCAAUGACGCCGUCAAUCACAUGGGGGUACUUGAUGCGGAACCACGUGCCGAGCAUGCCCCCAUACGACCCGCCAAACCCAAUGACGGCGCUCUUGGUCACGUUCCUUGCCGCCUUGAUCUCGCGCAACAAGACCGCGUAGUCCGCGAGCGCUUGCUCCGACGACAAAUGUUGCAAAUGUUUGGACGCGUCGGCGCCGUACGGGACGGACUUGCCAAAGAAUCGGUGCUCGGCAAACACGAGGAGCGCGCCAAACUCGGCCGCAUUCUCCCACAUGAGGCCCGUGUGGUUCAAAUACAACUCGACGUCGGCUUCGUUGCCCACGUAAAAAAAGAUGGGCGCGCCGUCGCCGUGCCAGAAUUCCGAGCACACAAAGUACCGUUGGCUGUACGUGUCCGGGAUCGCUUCAAAAUGGUUGAGCGUUUGCGUCAUGUACAAUUCCGAGCACCGCUUGCGCAAGUCGCCCGAAAACGCCGUGGCAUUCGACGACGGCGGCGACGGUCCGUGGGUCGUGUGCUGGUUGACCGUGACCACCGAGCACACAAAGAUGCCGGCAAACACAAACGCAACGCCCAGAAGCGCCUUGAACGAUCGGGCAGGCGGCGCCACCGUCGACUGCGUCGACGUCAGCAACGGCACACCUUCCAUCCUGCACGUGGCAAAUGCAACUUUGCAUCGUCGCGAUCUUGCGCACGUCGUUGUCGACCUUGCCCUACUCAAACUUCAACGAGACAGUGCAAGGUGCGACUCGUGAGGAUGGAAAAGUAGCGUCGUCGGGUCGGCGAAAUCCCCAAAGGUGUGGCAUGGUCGUUGCCGGAUGCAGCGAGGGAUACAAUCUGCGGCGAGGGGCGAGGCUGGCCCGUUCGUUCACGCCGCCGGCGACUCCAUGUGGGGGCUGCCCCUCGACCUAUGGUAUGAUCGCUCCCAACCCUCUGUCCGGUUCAUGCCGACGAUGCAACCACAACGUUUGCGCACCGGCGUGUCCUUGGUGCGUCAACCACCCACUUGUGUUGGGACCAGUGCGCGACGAACCGGUCGCGUCCUCGGUCGAGAGCGAACCUGCGUCCCGAGCGUCCCCGAAAAAAGCCGCUCUCGAUUCAUGCAUCGAGGCGGAAUAAAAUCCAUUUUAUUAAAAAUUACG
Molecule: messenger RNA, 11771 nt
Organism: Aphanomyces invadans
Lineage: Eukaryota; Oomycota; Saprolegniomycetes; Saprolegniales; Verrucalvaceae
Exons: 26
Coding region: 51-9596 (3181 amino acids)
Biological process (GO): receptor-mediated endocytosis; regulation of early endosome to late endosome transport; endosome organization
Cellular component (GO): endosome membrane
Source: RefSeq, a predicted model, not a curated record